UUGGGCAGCUGCUUGGUACCCUCUCUUGCCAUUCUGCCUUUUCGACUUCCGCAUUCAUAUUCGGGAAUAGAUUGAGGGAGAAGCAGGUUUUUGUUUAGGUCUGGUGCCACGUACCAUAACGAAUUAGCGCAUGACUUGCGAGGUAGACUGAAUAAACUGACAGAAAAAGGAGGGAAUACGUAACAACUUCCAUACUUGAUUGCUUUACUAUAAAAACACAAUCAUAUUAAACCCCAAAUCCCGAAUCUCCCCUCUCAACAAUCAAAUGGAAAAGGGAACCACAUCUCAACACUCCUCAAUGCCUCUGGUUUCCAGGUUGGAUCAUUUGGAUUUCAUGAUGAAAUAUUUAGAAGGGAAAAUAAGUUUGCAGAAAGGGAUGGAAAAAGCAUGCUUGCCGUUAGAUUUGGCAAUGAGGGAAGCUUACUUCAAAGGGUCUUUGCUGGACAGGGUGACAUCUCUUGAACAUAGACUUUUUCAGCUGUGUUUGGAUCUGGAAUCCAGUAGCACAUUGAGCACCUUGACGUCGACAUCCGGUUAUGCGUCAUCCAGCCAAGGAUCUAGAGCACAACCCAUACCUCGCUCGAUACCGACCUUCGCCAACUCGAAUAAACUUCGCAAGGAGGAAGCUCGUCUACCUCUGCUUUCCAGGUCUCAAAUUCAGGGAGAAUCCGAAACAAUGCUACCGCAAAAGAAGAAAGAUUUGAAUCCUCUUAAGCACAAAAGGAGCAGCAAGAAAGAAAUAAUAUGCAGCAAUAGUGGGAAGAAGGUAUCUCCCAACUGGUCACAUUGGAAAAUACUGGGUUGCUAAUGGAUCUGACUUUUUAGUUUGCUUUCCAUUGACAUUCUAAUUUCAAAUUUCUUGAUGAAAUUUGUCAUAAUCUCAACUGUUAUGUCAAGACUGCAAUGAAUGA
Molecule: messenger RNA, 911 nt
Organism: Hibiscus syriacus
Lineage: Eukaryota; Viridiplantae; Streptophyta; Magnoliopsida; Malvales; Malvaceae
Exons: 5
Coding region: 266-808 (180 amino acids)
Source: RefSeq, a predicted model, not a curated record